UAAUUUUCACUGAUUGAGCAGCCCAUAAAACGAACAAGCUUUUGUGUUACUACAUGAAAAAAUUAAAUAAAAUGGCGACAGGCGGAAGUCUGUAUUCUGUCUUUCUUUUGAUAAUUUGACACACGUGCCGCGUGGAGUUUUGCCCCGCAGCACGAUGGUUGCGACUACAGAGAAGAAGGCUGCGGCCGAGAAGAAGCCCGUAAAGGGUAAGGAGGACAGCAAGAAGCUGCCCGCUGUCCCAGAGUCAGUGCUCAAGCACCGCAAGAGGAGGGAAGCUCUCCGCACUCGCCGUCUACAGGUCACCCUCAAGAGGCGUUCAGCUGCCGUCAAGAAGAGGAAAGAAAUCUUCAAGAGGGCUGAACAGUACGUUAAGGAAUACCGCAUCAGGGAGCGAGAUGAGAUCAGGCUAGCCAGACAGGCGCGCAACCGCGGCAACUACUACGUGCCCGGUGAAGCCAAGCUCGCUUUCGUCAUCCGUAUCCGUGGUAUCAACCAGGUCUCACCCAAGGUACGCAAAGUUCUGCAGUUGUUCAGACUGCGUCAGAUCAACAACGGCGUGUUCGUCCGUCUGAACAAGGCGACCGUCAACAUGCUGCGUAUCGCGGAGCCCUACAUCGCUUGGGGAUACCCCAACCUUAAGAGUGUCAGGGAGUUGGUGUACAAGCGCGGUUUCGCCAAGGUGAACGGCCAGCGAGUACCCAUCUCGUCAAACACAAUCGUUGAACAGAAGCUCGGCAAACAGAACAUCAUCUGUGUUGAGGACCUCAUCCACGAGAUCUUCAGCGUCGGAGACAAGUUCAAGUACGCCAGCAACUUCCUGUGGCCCUUCAAGCUGAACAACCCGACUGGAGGCUGGCGCAAGAAGACCAUCCAUUACGUCGACGGAGGUGACUUCGGUAACCGCGAAGACAAGAUUAACGAGCUCCUGAGGAGAAUGGUCUAAGAAUAAAUAUAGAUUAUAAUUA
Molecule: messenger RNA, 965 nt
Organism: Helicoverpa zea (corn earworm)
Lineage: Eukaryota; Metazoa; Arthropoda; Insecta; Lepidoptera; Noctuidae
Gene: RpL7
Product: 60S ribosomal protein L7
Exons: 7
Coding region: 155-943 (262 amino acids)
Biological process (GO): maturation of LSU-rRNA from tricistronic rRNA transcript (SSU-rRNA, 5.8S rRNA, LSU-rRNA)
Cellular component (GO): cytosolic large ribosomal subunit
Molecular function (GO): RNA binding; structural constituent of ribosome
Source: RefSeq, a predicted model, not a curated record